This is a messenger RNA of Mercenaria mercenaria, 4889 nucleotides long. RefSeq names its product structural maintenance of chromosomes protein 4-like. The record is from RefSeq and is a predicted model, not a curated record. The coding region runs from base 42 to 3890 and encodes 1282 amino acids. Lineage: Eukaryota; Metazoa; Mollusca; Bivalvia; Venerida; Veneridae. Gene Ontology annotation, molecular function: ATP binding; protein binding; ATP hydrolysis activity. The transcript is spliced from 26 exons. Gene Ontology annotation, biological process: mitotic chromosome condensation. Gene Ontology annotation, cellular component: chromosome.
UUCAUUUUUGAGCGCCAUUUUUAACUUCAAAACAAACAAAAAUGCCUCCGAGAAAGAAGAUAAGAGAAAGUCCAAAGCAAAAAUCGACGCCAAUGGAAGUCGAUAAAGAUCCCGAAGAAGAAACAAAUGCUGAGCAAGCUCAGGUUUCCGUAGCAAGCCGCGGUUUUCAUCCAGAAGACUAUGGUGAAAUAGAAGUCCCUCCUGCACCAGAAACUGUUGCCUCAUAUGAUAUCAAUGGACCAAGGCUGAUGAUAUCUAAGAUUGUCAAUGAAAAUUUCAAGUCCUACGCAGGUGUCAGGGCUCUUGGUCCCUUUCAUAAGAGUUUUACGUCAAUCGUUGGUCCAAAUGGUAGCGGGAAGUCUAACGUAAUAGACUCAAUGUUGUUUGUGUUUGGAUAUCGUGCAGCUAAAGUGCGACUGAAGAAACUCAGCGGUCUUAUACACAACAGUGAGAAUCAUCUAGACAUAGGAAGCUGUACAGUAACUGUCUACUUCCAGAAAAUUGUUGAUACUGGGGCAGGUGAGAAUGAUUACACUGUUGUACCAAACUCCGAGUUCAAUGUAUCACGUACAGCAUUCAAGGAUAAUUCCUCGGUAUACAGUAUCAAUGGGAAGAGAUCUACAUACAAGGAUGUUGGAAUUCUGUUACGAGGCAGCGGUAUUGAUCUCGAUCAUAACAGAUUCUUGAUCUUACAGGGUGAGGUGGAACAGAUUGCUAUGAUGAAGCCUAAAGGACAGACAGAACAUGACGACGGCAUGUUGGAGUUCCUGGAAGACAUCAUUGGUAGUAACAGAUUCAAGGAACCUAUCGAAAUACUUGCUAAACGUGUCGAGACUCUCAAUGAGUUGAGAGGUGAGAAGAUGAACAGAGUGAAAGCUGUAGAAAAGGACAAAGAUGAACUUGAAGAAGCAAAGAAUGAAGCUGUGGAGUUUCUUACCCUGGAAAACAACAUUGUCAAACUGAAAAAUAAACUCUACCAAAAAUACAUUUCAUCAUGUAUGAAGAAUGAGGAGAAAGCCAAGGUGGAGUUUGACAGGGUGAACACGGGUAUGGAAGAGUUUAAUAAAAAGAUGAAGGAAAUUACCGAUGAGAGACAAGAAAAGGCAAAGAAACAGAAAAAAAUUCUUAAAGCAUUUGAUGAUUUAACAAAGAAAUGUGAGGAAAACAAAGAGAAAUUUUCUGAAUUUGAGAAAGCAGACGUGAAACUAAGAGAGGAUUUGAAACAUGCCAAAGCCAAAGGAAAGAAACUGGAGAAAAGUACAGAACAGGAAAAGAAAAAGAUAGAAGAGCUUAAAGAAGUACCAGAACAAGCACAGAAGUCUAUAGAUGACUUGAACAAGAAACAGGAGAGAUUGGAGAAGGAGAAACAGAAAGAGGAAGUGAAACUGAAGGAAGUGAUGGACAGUCUGAAGACAGAAACACAGGGUCUCCAAGCAGAAAAAGACAAGAAGGAGGAGAAGUUGUUGGGACUACAGAAAAAUGUUAAUGAAACAAAAUCAAAAUUGGAAGUAUCCCAGUCAGAACUCGACUUGUAUCUUAGCAACCAGACACAGGAAACCAACAAGCUGAAGGAGAUGACACGCAAACUUGAAAAAGUUAAAGAAAAUCUUGAAGAAAAAACAAAGUCAGUUACAGAAAUGGAGAGAAAACUUCCAGACUAUGAGAAUGCAGUGGAGAAAUCACAGACAGAUCUACAAAACACAUCUAAACGUGAGGCUGAGAUAGCAGAAGAGAUACGUGGAGUGCGACGGAAGGUAGAAGAAGCUCGGAGUGCUCUGGAAGCCAAUAAAAGUCGAGGAAAAGUCAUUGAUUUUGUGAUGAACUUGAAAAACGCUGGCACAUUGCCAGGAGUUCAUGGUAGACUGGGUGAUCUGGGAGGUAUUGAUGAAAAGUUUGAUGUUGCCAUAUCAACAGCUUGUGGUGCCCUGGACAACAUUGUAGUGGACACUAUAGAAACUGCACAGAAAUGUGUGGAAUUCUUAAAGAAGAAUAAUAUUGGUAGUGCAACUUUCAUUGGUCUAGAUAAAAUGGCUCGGUGGAAAGAUCAUGCCUCAAGGAAGAUAAACACCCCAGAAAAGGUACAUCGUUUGUUUGAUCUUGUUCAAGUUAAAGAUCCAGCAAUAAAACCAGCAUUUUAUUUUGCUCUGCGAGACACCCUGGUUGCUGAUAACCUUGAUCAAGCUACAAGAAUAGCAUAUGGUGCUCAAAGAUUCCGUGUAGUUACCCUGCAAGGCCAGCUGAUUGAUACAUCAGGUACAAUGUCUGGUGGUGGUAAGAGUGUAUGUAAGGGCAGGAUGGGAUCAAGUUUUGUCUCCGAUGUUGACACAAAAGAUCUUGCUAACAAUGAAACCAAACUAAAAAAGUUGUCAGAUGAGGGUCAGCAAUGUCGAGCCAAUAAAGAAAGACUGGAAGAUUUUAUAAAGCAGCAGAAGAAGGAUAUUACACAUGUGAAACAUUCCCUACAGAAGUCAGGAAUCGAGAUCAAGGCAUUAACAGAGCAAGUAAAGACUCUGGAGACACAGAUUGAGGAGCAGAAAGAGAAAGUGAAAGCUGCAGCUCCAGAUGAGAAACAACUAAAACAACUGGAGAAGAUGGUCACAGAAUAUCGUAAAGAUUAUCAGAAGGUGGCAGAUGUUGCUAACAAGCUAGAGGCAGAAGUGCAGGAGUUACAUAAUCAGAUCAUGGAUAUAGGAGGGUCAAAGAUGAAUGCUGCACAGUCCAGAGUGAAUGCCAUACAGUCUCAGAUUGACCAGGUUGUUGGACAGAUCACCAAGGCCAGUGUCGGAGUCAAAACAUCUGAAAGAAACUUGAAGAAAGCUGAAGACAAGCUGGCCAGUUUGUAUGAGGAAAUAGAAGAGAACAAACAAGAUGUGAAGAAUCUGGAGGCAAAGCUUGGAGAACUGGAGGAAGAGGCAACUAAAGUUAUGGAGGCUUAUCAGGAGUCACAGGAUACAAUGAAGGCAGCAGAAACAGCUCUGAAUGAUGUCAAUAAGGAACUAGCUAAGUUGGAAGAAGAAGAAAACAAGAUACAGAAAGAUGUUGUUGAUGUGAAAAAUGAACUGGAGAAAUUCCAGAAUAUCAUGAAAGAAAAUCAGGGAAAAGUCAAACAUUGGAAGAAAGAGUUGUCACACCUGGCUCUGACACCUAUAGAUAGACAGGAGGCGGAGGAGUUACAGACAAUACCAGCUGAAGAAAUUGAGGAGAUCAAUAAAGAAGAUACACAGUAUGAGAUCACUGUACUCGAGGAAAAAAUUGCACAGAUGAAACCCAACAUGGCUGCUAUUGCAGAAUACAGGAAAAAGGAAGAGCUUUACCUUCAACGUGUGGCAGAGCUAGAUCAGAUCACUGAUUUCCGUGACAAGCAGCGAAAGUACCAUGAAGAUCUGCGUAAACAGAGGCUUGACGAGUUCAUGUCGGGUUUCAGUGUUAUAACAUACAAACUGAAGGAAAUGUAUCAGAUGAUUACACUGGGCGGGGACGCCGAGCUGGAACUUGUAGAUUCUCUGGAUCCUUUCUCAGAAGGAAUUGUAUUCAGUGUCCGUCCACCGAAGAAGUCCUGGAAGAAUAUAUCUAACCUUUCUGGAGGGGAGAAGACCCUCAGUUCCCUGGCAUUGGUGUUUGCCCUCCAUCAUUUUAAACCUACACCUCUGUAUGUGAUGGACGAGAUUGAUGCUGCCCUGGAUUUCAAGAACGUCUCUAUUGUAGCUAACUAUAUAAAGGAGAGGACCAAGAAUGCUCAAUUCAUCAUUAUAUCUCUACGUAACAACAUGUUUGAGCUGGCUGAUAGGCUUGUAGGAAUCUAUAAGACAGACAAUUGUACAAAAUCUGUGACAAUUAACCCCAACAAAUUGACAAUACCACUGCAAGAAGUAGAUCCUAAUGCUGCAUAGAGGAUGAAAUAUUUGAAAUGUUCUAAAUAUUUACUGUAUUUUUGUACUUGCACAUAUGCACAAAGUAACCAGUGAAAUUCUAAUUAAGACAGUUGUGGGAAACAAAAUUGAUAAAAUGCUUAAGAAAGUGGAGGUACUGAAGGUACACUGGACAGUACAAGUUCUGCUUAGUAUAUUGCCAGGAACAUAGUUGCUCCUAUGUUCAUUUACUAUUGAUGCAUGUAAAAGUGCUGUGUAUACAGUUGUGCAAGUUGUUAGAUCACUUACAGCAGGUUAUUAGUGCAUGGUAGAUCAACUAUUGUAAAUUAAUUUUUAUGUUAUAUAUAUAUUUUUCAUUAUAUAUGUUUUUGUAACUUUGUUGGUCUUCUCCCUAAAAUUCUGUCUGCCUCUCAUCUACUGAUUAACUACUCACACAGUGGUUAUAAAACUUGAGUUUUGAGACCAGCCUCAGAAUGGAACUCUGCCAUUGGUCAGUUUGAAGAUUAAGUCUAGAGCCAACCAGUCAGAUAUAGAGCUCUGAGACUGGUCUCUAAACUGCCUUCUGUCCUCCUUGAGCAUUUUUUGUUUUCUAUUUCACCAGUGUUUGUCAUUCAGAUGUACAGAAUUACCACAUUGUGUUCAUUAUAUUUAAUCAUAACUAUGUCUUUAUAUCACUAAAUUGUAUUCAUGACUAUUAAAAUUUACCAGGAUAUACUUAUAGGUUACAGAAAAUUUCAAAUUAGUGAUGUUUUCUAAAUUAUCUUUUGCUAAAACCAUAAUUAUCUGUUAGACUCGAAAACACUGUUUUUCCUGAUAAAUAACUUAAUUAAUAUAUGGGGAAAACACCAUUAAACUAUUUCUUUCAUUAUCUCAGAUUUUACUGAAAUUAAUCUGAACAUAUGAUAAUAAGACUAGCCUAAAGAUGUUUGUUUUAUUCUAUUGACAGUCAUUUUAUCUCACCUGUAACCAGAAGAUCAAAAACACAGAUAAACUGAUGAAAUGUUGAUAAAUUAAUGCUAA